Messenger RNA from Schistocerca cancellata (South American locust), 848 nucleotides. RefSeq lists its product as uncharacterized. Bases 12 to 428 code for a protein of 138 amino acids. The record is from RefSeq and is a predicted model, not a curated record. The transcript is spliced from 3 exons. Lineage: Eukaryota; Metazoa; Arthropoda; Insecta; Orthoptera; Acrididae.
GCCAAGAAGAGAUGCCAGAGACACUUCGCAUGGAGACAGUUCCAGACAAAAGAAAUAAUGAUUUAAUCGACGAGAUAAAAGCUCGUCUCAUAGAUUUUUCAAAUAAAUCCCCUGAGGAAAUGAGGAAAGGCCUUGAAGUCAUGUGCGAAAAAUUGAGAAAGCUUAAAACGCCAUCUGCAUGUGCAUCUUAUUUGGCAAAUUUUGGUGAAGGAAAAUCUAGAAAAAAUCGUGGUAACUAUAUUCCCGUUCAGCCCACUGCAAUAAGCAGAAGAAAAAACAAGUUGGCAGGUCGCAGAUGUCAUCCGGGGGGAAGACAAAGACCACACUCUAAGCAAAGCAAGGAAUUUGUAAAGACAGUAGAAAUUUCUGAAAUGGCUACCUUUCCAUCACCAGCUACGCAAUCAUCCCAGUCAGCUUCAGACUUUUGAAGAAGGUGCGCGACUAUUUACUGCAGCAUAGUGUGUAGGAUUUUCUUAAUCUGAGAUCCAACGUAAUGGAAUUCUUAAGGGAAUGAUUGUAGUAAUUAAGUUUUUUCUUAAAGCUCAGGCCUAGCCUGACUGCUGAAAUAUAUUAAGUUUUUUUGUUGUAGCUCGGGUCUGACCCGAUUAUUCCCGGCGGGGUCAGGGAUUUUCUCUGCCUCGUGAUGACUGGGUGUUAUGCGAUGUCCUUAGGUUAGUUAGGUUUAAUUAGUUCUAAGUUCUAGGGGACUGAUGACCAUAGAUGUUAAGUCCCAUAGUGCUCAGAGCCACUUUCUAAUCCGAUUAUUGAAAUAAGUUUUUUCUUAAAGCUCAGACCAAACUUACUAUUGAAAUAUAGAAGUUCUUCUUUAAAUUGGGAUAUCCCAACAA